UGACAGGACUUUGCGCAUGUGCGGGGAGAAACGAGAAGAAGGUGAAGAUGGCGGCGGCCAGGGCCGGGGUCCUGGGAGUCCGAUUGCUGCAAAGGGCAUCCCGGAACAUGGUGCCGUUCGGUGUACGGACAGGUCCGCGAGAACCGGCGAGGCCUCAGUGUGGGAAGGGGAUGCUUGAGCUACUGCAGCUUGAAACCUUCGGAGCUUCAGGAGGAACGGGGUCCUUUCUGACCUGCCCUGUCUGCUCUCCAGCCUCCCACAUUACCAAGGACAUGCUCCCGGGACCCUAUCCCAAGACCCCAGAAGAAAGGGCUGCCGCCGCCAAGAAGUAUAAUAUGCGGGUGGAAGACUACGAGCCGUACCCGGAUGAUGGCAUGGGGUAUGGUGACUAUCCGAAGCUCCCUGACCGCUCACAGCAUGAGAGGGAUCCGUGGUACGAGUGGGACCACUCAGACCUGAGAUUGAACUGGGGUGAACCGAUGCACUGGGACCUAGACAUGUACAUCAGGAAUCGUGUGGACACGUCCCCCACACCUGUUUCUUGGGAUCUCAUGUGUAAGCACCUCUUCGGCUUCGUGGCCUUCAUGCUGUUCAUGUUUUGGAUUGGAGAUACUUACCCCUCCUACCAGCCCGUGGGGCCAAAGCAGUAUCCUUAUAAUGACCUGUACUUGGAACGAGGCGGCGAUCCCACCAAAGAGCCUGAGCCGGUGGUUCACUAUGAAAUCUGAGGAGGCUAUGGGUUUUGUGCACCCUGACUGACUCCUUCAUUCUUACAGAUUUAACCUUCAUGAAAUCCCUAAUAAAACUUAGUGCUGUGAUAUGUGUGCCUCAUUUCCCCAGGAAUAGCCACUACCCUGAGGAACCUCA
Messenger RNA from Rhinolophus ferrumequinum (greater horseshoe bat), 867 nucleotides. RefSeq names its product NADH:ubiquinone oxidoreductase subunit B8 (gene NDUFB8). The record is from RefSeq and is a predicted model, not a curated record. Bases 48 to 728 code for a protein of 226 amino acids. Gene Ontology annotation, biological process: mitochondrial electron transport, NADH to ubiquinone. Gene Ontology annotation, cellular component: mitochondrion. The transcript is spliced from 5 exons. NCBI's taxonomy places the organism in Eukaryota, Metazoa, Chordata, Mammalia, Chiroptera, Rhinolophidae.